Pelobates fuscus (common spadefoot toad) is the source of this 3003-nucleotide messenger RNA. It is a transcript of the gene MTHFD1L, whose product is annotated as methylenetetrahydrofolate dehydrogenase (NADP+ dependent) 1 like. Bases 65 to 2878 code for a protein of 937 amino acids. NCBI's taxonomy places the organism in Eukaryota, Metazoa, Chordata, Amphibia, Anura, Pelobatidae. The record is from RefSeq and is a predicted model, not a curated record. Gene Ontology annotation, cellular component: cytosol. The transcript has 28 exons. Gene Ontology annotation, molecular function: formate-tetrahydrofolate ligase activity; ATP binding; methylenetetrahydrofolate dehydrogenase (NADP+) activity. Gene Ontology annotation, biological process: tetrahydrofolate interconversion.
GCAAUGUGCAUGCUGUGCUCUGACACCCCCUGUAGCACACACUGACAGCCAGGCUCUGUGUACCAUGCGUUCCACUCUGCUCCGCCGAAUCGCUCCCAGCCUGCCCGGGAUAAGGGCACUGCCCGGGGGCUACAGCAGGCGGGCGGCCAGCGGCGGGACAAGCAGGGGCCAGGAAGAACCACCAUCCCCAGCCAGAGAGAUAAUUCAACGUUCCAGAGAGACACUUACUGGUUUGCAAAGAGAAAACUCCACUUUUAAGCCUCUUUUGGCUAUAAUACAGGCAAGUGUGGAUGAUCUAACUUUGGAAACCACUAAGCACUUGGCAAAAGAGCUUGGUGUGGAUAUUUUGCACAUACGUCUUCCUCAAGAGAGUCGUGAUGAAGAUAUUAUCGAUGAAAUCUUGAAGCUCAACGAUGAUCCAAAAGUCCACGGACUUGUUCUUCACCUGAAUAACCUUAACAGUAAAGUAAUAAACACCGUGAGACCAGACAAAGAUGUGGAUGGUAUUACUGAUGUUAACUUGGGAAAGGUGGUUCGUGGAAAUGUUCAAGAAGGUUUUGUUUCACCAGCUGCCAGUGGUGUGAUUGAGCUUCUGGAGAAACAUUCCAAGCUAUCGUUAGAGGGGAAGAGAGUUUUGCUAGUUGGAGCUGAAGGUUUCCUGGAAGCCUCCUUGCAAUACCUGCUACAGAAGAAAGGAUCCACAACUGUGACUAGCUCAUGGCAAACUCCACAACUGCAGAAAAAGCUUAGUGAGGCAGAUAUCGUUGUUAUUGGCAGUGAAAAACCAAAGGAAAUUCCGAUCAGUGGGAUCAAGCCUGGAGCAACGGUCAUUAACUGCUCACAUGAAACUGGUGGCUCUGAACAGCACAGUGAUGGGAUUGGUGGUCAAGGCGUGGGUUCAACGGCAGCGGCUCUAAGAAUAAAGAACCUAGCGGAAAGUAGUAGAAGAUGGAUUGAAGCUCAACGGUAUAAAAAAUGGAAUCUACAUUGCUUAAAACUAAAUCCACUUUCUCCAGUUCCAAGUGACAUCGAGAUUUCCCGUGCACAGCGCCCUAAAGGCAUUGAUGUACUUGCCAAGGAAAUUGGGUUGCUUGCAAAUGAAAUUGAGGUCUAUGGACAAACAAAAGCCAAAGUACGUCUCUCUCUGCUGGAUAGGCUGAAGGAGCAGCCGGAUGGAAAAUACAUCUUGGUGGCAGGAAUAACCCCCACACCACUUGGAGAAGGGAAAAGCACUGUAACCAUUGGGCUGGUGCAAGCUUUAACGGCUCAUAAAGACCUGAACUCCUUUGCGUGUCUGAGACAACCCUCACAAGGACCCACCUUUGGUGUAAAAGGUGGGGCAGCAGGAGGAGGAUAUGCCCAAGUCAUCCCAAUGGAAGAGUUUAACCUUCAUUUGACUGGCGACAUCCAUGCCAUCACGGCUGCCAAUAACUUGCUGGCUGCUGCCAUAGAUGCCCGCAUUCUGCAUGAAGGCUCUCAGUCUGACAAGGCCUUAUAUAACCGACUUGUUCCAUCGAUUAAUGGAGUGAGAGCCUUUUCCCCGAUACAGAUUGCUCGUUUAAGGAGAUUGGGAAUAGAUAAGACCGAGCCUCGAACACUGACCGAGGAAGAGAUUAGCAAAUUUGUGCGUCUUGAUAUUGAUCCAGCUACAAUAACUUGGCAAAGAGUGUUGGACACAAAUGACAGGUUUCUUCGAAAAAUCACAGUUGGCCAAGGAAAUGCAGAAAAAGGAUAUGUUCGACAGGCCCAGUUUGACAUUGCUGUUGCAAGUGAAAUUAUGGCUAUCCUUGCUCUAACAAACGGCCUGCAGGACAUGAAAGAGAGACUGGGAAGGAUGGUUGUAGCCAGUGACAAGAAAGGUCAGCCGGUGACUGCUGAGGACCUGGGUAUAACUGGUGCUUUGGCUGUAUUGAUGAAGGAUGCCAUUAAACCAAACUUAAUGCAGACCUUGGAGGGAACUCCAGUGUUUGUCCAUGCUGGACCCUUUGCCAAUAUUGCACAUGGUAGCUCUUCUGUUUUGGCAGACAAGAUUGCAUUGAAACUAGUUGGAGAAAAUGGAUUUGUUGUGACAGAAGCUGGAUUUGGAGCAGAUAUUGGAAUGGAGAAAUUCUUCAAUAUUAAGUGCAGAACCUCUGGCCUGAUUCCCAAUGUAGUUGUCCUCGUUGCAACUAUACGAGCUUUAAAGAUGCAUGGAGGGGGACCAAAUGUAACCUCUGGUGCUCCUCUUGCAAAAGAAUACACAGAAGAGAAUCUCAGUUUGGUUGAACAAGGUUGCUGCAAUUUACAGAAGCAGAUUGAAAUUGCUCAUCAGUUUGGUGUACCAGUUGUGGUUGCUUUAAAUGUGUUCAAAACAGACUCUCAAGCUGAGGUUGACCUCGUGUGUAGGAUUGCAAAGGGCUCUGGUGCUUUUGAUGCCGUUCAAUGUGAUCACUGGUCAGCUGGAGGUAGAGGAGCUAUCGAGCUAGCCCAGGCAGUGAAGGAAGCUGCAAGCCAACAGAGCAAAUUCACAUAUUUGUAUGAUCUGGGGCUGCCUAUUGCUGAGAAAAUCCGAGCAAUAGCUCAGAAAGUAUAUGGUGCUGCAGAUAUUGAACUUUCCCCUAAGGCCCAGUCCAAAAUAGAAGUUUAUACUCAACAGGGCUUUGAUAACCUUCCAAUCUGCAUGGCUAAGACACAUCUGUCUUUGUCACAUCAGCCAGAGAAGAAAGGAGUACCCACUGGCUUCAUACUGCCCAUCAGUGAUGUACGAGCAAGCAUUGGUGCUGGAUUCAUAUAUCCUCUAGUGGGAACGAUGAGUACAAUGCCCGGACUACCCACCAGACCUUGCUUCUAUGAUAUCGACCUUGAUCCUGUGACUGAGGAAGUAAAAGGCCUUUUCUAAUUAAACAACAGGGAUCUCACACUACAAGGAUGUCAACUGAACAGCAAUAAUGAAGAAAAAUCAGGAAUGCAAAAACAAUCUUUUUCUUUUCUCAUUUGGAAUAAAUUGGAAUAUCUUGAAAAUAA